AUGGCACCUGCCGUGGUGCAUCUAUAUAAUUCGGUGGCCAAAAACGCGAGAGCGUUUAAGGCUGCCUGGAAACAUGCUGCGAAACUCGUACAGAAACAACUACCAGAAUCAGCACGACCUGCAGAUGCAGUACUGCAACCUAUCCUCGCUCGGAAUGCCCCAAAGCAUCCUCUCCAUCGCAUUGCCUACCUCAAACAAAGCAAGGGCCGCUGGUACACUACCCAUAGCCAGAUUAGCGCCGCAGUUCGACGCUUCGCUACCUCUGCUGCUCGCAACUCAGGCGUGAAGUAUGACAGGGCUUCCUUUCCCAAGUCACGCAUCGGAGGCAUCGUCACCGCUCAGGCCGGUCGCGCGCCUUUCGCAUCGACCCUUCGCCCGAACCUCACCGGUGGCACACUUGGACGAACUGCAGGAGGCUAUGGAUGGGGCUCUGGCAGGGCCGGAGGUGCACGAUACUUUUCGCAUGGACCGGCAUCCCCAGCCCAAGUCAUCAAUAACGUCUCUCAGGCCGUACGGGCGUUCCUCGUUGGCGGACAAAAGGCUCAAUUCGAUGGCGUCAACCCACACAACGGCGAGAAGCGCUUCAAGACCGUAUCGGCGCUUCAGGAUCAGGUCAACCGCACGCUGAACAAGGUCCCCAAGGCUACUCCUGGAUCAUACAUCAGCUUCAACGUUAACCCCACCGUCACCGCUCUUACUCCCCUUAAGGCUGUCAAGGGCUUCACUUCGUUCGCGCAAGAGAAGGAGACACUGAACAGCGAGGGUCUCCUCGACGUUCUAUCUGUCGACUUCUCUAGGGCCGUCAAGGAGCUCGCUGCAGUCCUCAAAGAUCUGCAACGACUGGCAGCAUUAGGUGACCUUCCAAUCUCGUACGAGAAUUCGGUACUCAAAGUCCACUUCCCUGGCUGCGAUGCGCAAACAGUAGAGACGAUAUGCAACGACUUCGAGGUUUCAAGAGGCGCAGUAUACCAAGAUGAAGACUUCGACUCUUUCGUCGGCACCGACAUCGCGCUGCUCUUCCCAUUCGCACCCAGCCAGACACCUUCCGAGUGUUCUUUCUAUGAUAAACCCGUCGCCGAUCGCCAACACGUACAACCCAACAUCGACUGGACGCACAUGCUUUCGCCAUCACCCGCGGCUUCAGAAGCCUUCUCGACGCAUUCGGAGCAGAGCUACGACCAGCUAGACGACUUUGUGACUGAGCCAAACCCGUGGUUAUCCGACGCGUCGCCUUCAGGAUACGAUAGCUUGCACACCAGUGAGGCUGAUGAAAUGGACAUGCAUACACCGUUGGAGUACCAGGGUGUUGAGGUCUCCGAGCCCAUCGGUCUUGAGAUUGUAGCAUUCAACGGAGGGAGCUACACUGGAGCUAUCCUGUUCACGGGGUGGAUGUAUAUCGGUGCUGCGGUCUGUCUCUGGAUGGUGAGAACCUGGAAGAUUGGUGAGGAUGAGGAGAAUGCUGCGGCAGCUACAAAGGGUGAAGUUGACCCGACUCUUGGUGAGGUUGAGAGCUUCCAGAGGAGCCCAUUCGUAAAGAGGAUGUUCAUGAUCCGAAAAGUUUAA
Alternaria atra is the source of this 1563-nucleotide messenger RNA. RefSeq lists its product as uncharacterized. Gene Ontology annotation, biological process: proteasome assembly. The transcript has 3 exons. Lineage: Eukaryota; Fungi; Ascomycota; Dothideomycetes; Pleosporales; Pleosporaceae. Gene Ontology annotation, molecular function: proteasome binding. Bases 1 to 1563 code for a protein of 520 amino acids. The record is from RefSeq and is a predicted model, not a curated record.